This is a messenger RNA of Podarcis lilfordi (Lilford's wall lizard), 20387 nucleotides long. The record is from the annotation of a GenBank genome assembly. Lineage: Eukaryota; Metazoa; Chordata; Lepidosauria; Squamata; Lacertidae.
AACAGUACUUCUGUCUUGUCAGGAUUCAACUUCAAUCCAUUAGCUGCCAUCCAUCCUCCAACCGCCUCCAGGCACUCACACAGGACCUUCACCGCCUUCACUGGUUCUGAUUUGAAAGAGAGGUAGAGCUGGACCAGUCGUGGAGCUCGAGGAGGGCAGCAGUUCCUCUCCGGCGUGGGAGAGGGCGGUCGCGAGCUCGGGUGGGCCGGGAAACCGGGCCCGGGGAAGGCGCGGCGGCAGCGGCGCUGCUGGGCGUCCCAUGGUGAGGCGCAGGGCGCUGUGGAGCUCCGGCCUCGCGCUCAUUUCCCCCUCGGCGAGCCCGGCAGCGGCCAAGGAGGGCCGGCAGCCUCGAGGCCUUUGGGGCCAGCAGCAGCAGCAGGAACCGGGCAGAAAGCGCGGCAGCAGCAGCAGCAGCCCCGUCAUGGACGACGAGGAGGAAGAAACGCCUCAGGGGAGGUGAGGAGCGCCAGCGCCGCUUCCCGGGUGGAUUUAUUCACAUUUCUAAGGCUGGCGGGGGGGGGGGCGGGAUCCGCAGCCCGCUUUGCUCGCGCCGAAUACCACAUGAAACGUAUUUCUUUCCUUUCCUUUCGCCUGCGAGAAGCAGCCCCUCCUCCUCCCGCAGUGGGCAUGCACCUCCGCCGGCUGCUAGAAUAACUCGGGAUUUUGCGAAGGCGAUUUCGCGCCGCGAUUAUUUCGCAGCCCCCCCCCGAGAGGAGCCGGCUUGGCUGAGGCGAACAUCGCUCUCCGGCCGCGCAGUUGUGGUCUAAGGCUGCAAUCCUCUCUAUUGCUUACCUAAGGGCAAACCCUGUGUCCCUGCUUCUGAGUAGACGCAUAUAGGGCUGUGCAGGAGUUGUUGCCUUCUGUGGGACUUCCUUCUGAGGAAGCUUCGAUCAGGUGGGUCUGGCCGCGGGUGCAAUUUGCUGGAGUCCCGUUGGAGUCCCUGAUCCAGCAACGCAUUGGAUCCAGCAUCGCAAAAGCCUUCCCUUACGAAAUAUGUCACUUGUGAAUGUGGAUCAUAUGGAAUAGAACCUGGAAGUGAGAUGAUUUUAAAUUAAGCCUCCUAUGCAUUGGGGCUCUUUUCCACAACUGAAAAAGGGCAUUUAAGCAGCUUGUGCAUUUGUGCAACAUCUGGAUGUUCAUGCGGGCUAGCUAGACUGAAGAGAGAAAUGAAAUGUAUGCUCAUUCUUUCUUUCAAAUGAAAGAUAUGCUUAAAUCUUUUUGUGUGGAAGUGCCUGCAGGUUUUCCAUUUAAAUGAUAGUCUCAAAAACUAAGAGCUACUUUUUAUGAGAAUUGCAAACGGUAGAUGUGCAAAAACUGAUUUAUGCACCACUUUUGCAAAUGGGCUAAAUUGAUAUUCUUGUCUUUACUGGGUUGUGGAUGGGGCUGCUGCCGCCCAUGAUUUACGUGUGUCUUGUCACUUCCCAGCCAUCUGUUGUAGUAUCAAGCCCUUGCUGAAGUUCUUUGGACAUACUGUGCAAAUGACUAACACAUUGUCUGAGUGAGGGCCUCCCACACUGUCAGUUUAAAUGGAAUGCAGUUGAGGUACAUGGCAAAUCAGCAUGUAACUUGCUAUCACAUUGGAAGGCGGUUUGCAGAUGGCGCCUAUUCUUUACAAGCAGGUAUAGCAAUCUUUGUGUUUUAGAAAUAGCAAAUAGUUAAACCUUUGUCACCCUUUAAUUCAGCAUUUAUGGAUCUCUGUUAUUUGUAUUUACCAGGGAUGAAUUAAGGGAUUGCUGCUGCGGUCUGUGAAAAUCAGGUGACUAUAACUGCAAAUCGUUAGUGUUUUUUAGAAUUGGAAGACAGUGUACUGAAGACAGUUGCUAAAGUCUCUCUCUUUGCCAUCUGGGGCUUAAUUUGAGCUGUGCCUCAUCAUGUCUUGGACCUCUUUAAGGGCCACGUUAGGGCUUGUGACAGUUUAAUAGUAAUAUUUUACAAUUCAGUUGUUCAUUUUGCAGAUUUCUAUGAAUGGGCAACCACUUUGAGGGAUUCUUGUAAGGACUACAAAGAAAAUAGAUUAUGUCCAAUUGAGAUAUUAGCAUACAUUGUGUCCAACCCCGUCUUCCCCUGGGAAGAUCUGUCUCAUUUUUAGCUGGUGAAUCAGACUGGACUGGAGAGUGAAAGCCAGGCAGAUCAGUUCAGUUGCUAUACUCCUAGCCUUCUCCCUCAUUGAGAUGGAAAUGCGCUGCAGCAGUCUUCAAAAAGCAUGUUAUAUAAUCCCUCUCUUCCAAAUUUGUAUGCCUUGCAGCACUGAUUUCUUAUUUAACGUUUGCACAUAAAAACAAUAUCCUGUGGAAUGAUAUUUGUUGUAGGUGCAGAUCUUCAGUAGGGAUCAGCCUAAAAUAAUCUGGAGUAUUUAAAAAUGAACUGUGUUCUGCAGAAAUAUGUUUCAAUGUCUGGCAACUGGCCCUAUUAUUUAAUGUGUCUUGUGUUGCAUAUGCUGGACAGCUUGCUAGCAAUCACUCUUAAAUAGUAUCAAUAAACGCUGGUGUAAAAAAGUAGUAUGUUGUUUAAUGUGAGUCUGAUUUGUUUCUGUUCUUUGUAUGCUGGGCAACUAAAUGCAAAGGAAUAUAUAAAAAAAUUAAAAAAUUGUCCAGUAGCACCUUAGAGACCAACUAAGUUUGGUCUUGGUAUAAGCUUUCAUGUGCAUGCACACUUCUUCAGAUACACUGAAACAGAAGUUACCAGACCCUUAUAUAUAGUGGGAGGGUGGGGUGGGGUUUUUCUCAGAAGGGUAGUAGAAGAUGGGUGAUUGACUCAGUGGGUAUGGUAAACCUGUUGAAGACUGUUAACAACUGCAAUUAGUAUGUAAUGAGACAGGAAUCCUAUUAAGACAGAUCUUAAUAGAGAUGCUACCGGACACGGGUGGUGCUGUGGUCUAAACCACAGAGCCUAGGGAUUGCCGAUCAGAAGGUCUGCGGUUCGAAUCCUCGCAAUAGGGUGAGCUAUUGUUGCUCGGUCCCUGCUCCUGCCCACCUAGCAGUUCGAAAGCACGUCAAAAUGCAAGUAGAUAAAUAGGUACUGCUCUGGCAGGAAGGUAAAAGGUGUUUCCGUGCGCUGCUCUGGUUCUCCAGAAGCGAGCUUAGUCAUGCUGGCCACAUGACCCGGAAGCUGUACGCCAGCUCCUUCAGCCAAUAAAGCGAGAUGAGUGCCACAACCCCAGAGCCGUCCGCGACUGGACCUAACGCUCAGGGGUCUCUUUACCUUUUUAAUAGAGAUAUUGGAUGCCUGUCUCAUUACAUACGCUAAUCAUCUGCAUACUAUCCCUUGCUUUUUCCUGUAGAACUAAUUGCAGUCGUUAACAGUCGUCAACAGGUUUACCAUACCCAUUGACUCAAUCACCCAUUUCCUACUACCCUGCUGAGAAAAACCCCACCCCACCCUCCCACUAUAUAUAAGGGUCUGGUGACUUCUGUUUCAGUGUAUCUGAAGAAGUGCGCAUGCACAUGUAAGCUUAUACCAAGAACAAACUUAGUUGGUCUCUAAGGUGCUACUGGACAAUUUUUUUAUUUUUUUUAUGUAUUUCAACUGCGUCAGACCAACACAGCUACCUACCUGAAUCUAAAUGCAAAGAAGUAAAGGUUCCUGGACUUGAUAUAAAAGGAUUAGUUAAUUGGGGUAUGUUCAAAUUAUACUGUUUGCCAUUUGUAUAUAUGUUUUAAUGCGAAAAGAGCUAUGCACCUUCCUCAAAGACAACCUUCAGUAGUGUUUCUCAAACUUAAUAAAAUAAUUCCCCCUUCCUCCCAAAAAAGAUUUUAAGUGUCGACCAGAAAAAUGGUUCUGACUCUCAAAGGAAUGAAGUCCUGUAACAGCCUCCAAAAUAAAUAUCAAAGGAACUACUAGCUUUUUAGUUUUAAAACUGUGAGCAUGAGUGAGAGAUUUUGUUUAAUUUUGAUAUGCUGUCUUGCGAUUGACAAGAAAAAAAAUGUUCUGCCCCUAAAACUUGUAGGAGUUACUGCCGCUGGAGACUGAGAUCCUGGACAGCUGGGCUGAUUGCAAAGAGCCAAGGUGUUUGCAAGGUGUUCUACAUUCUGUUUACUUUAGUUGCUGCAUUUUGUUUCUAAAGGAAAUUUGCCCGAUGAGCUCACUUGGCACGCUUAGCCUUGUUUCCUCCUACAUGCGAAGAACAACAAUCUAGAUUGUUUUGUUGUUUUGUUAUUCGUUGCACCAAUCCAUUGGGAAUGGCUGUUUGGAUGUGGAAGAUCACUAUUCAUGAUUGGACUACUGUAGUUAGCCUUUGGAGUUCCUUCUGUUCUCUUGGGAUUCAUGUUUCUUUCGAUUGUGGGUUCAUGAGUUUCUACAGAGAUCAUGAGGCUCCUGUUGAUUUUCAGCACAGUAUUACCUUGGCCGGGCAAUCUCAGCUUCUGUUGUUGAAUUUCCCUCCUAGCAUUCUCUGCCUUUGCUUUUUUCAAGCCUGUCAUCAUACAUGUACACUCUGUGCCCUGCUUCUAUUUUGACAUCUCCCCCUCCCUGCCUCUCUCCAUCUUUCAUACCUGCCGUUGACUGUAUAAAACCUUCUCACUGCACAUGCUUUAAAGAUGAUAGAGCACCGGGACAGUUUGCUCCAAAAUAGAUGAGCAAUGGCAGGGCCGGCCCACCCAUGAGACAUGGGGAGGAGACAAGCCUCAGGUAGCAGGAUCCACAGGGACACACGUCAUUUCGCGACACAGUAAUUCAGUUUUACUACCAAACUGGAGGUGGAACUAACCCCCUUCCAGCCCCGGGAGAAGCACACACUUGCACACUGCAGACGACACACCAAUGUGUCGCAACACAGAGUUUGGAAAGCUCUACUCUAGGGUUGCCUGGGCUCUCUACUGCCCAGUGUGAUUCAGAGUGCCCGACCCCCCCAUGGCCUUUGAUUCCCACUACAACCAUUGGGUAAGGUUGAUUUGACACUCCACCGCUGCCCCCACUCCUGGUGUAGAGCUUCAUUAUGCUUUUUCCCCUGGAAAGGUAAGGGCAGUGCCACUUUCCGGUUCGGCUGGCCCUGAUCAGUGGUAAUGCAAACUGCCCGUCCCUCCCGGUGCUGCCCUGUGGAUUGUAGGCAGGGAUUCCUGCUCGCUUGCCUGUGUAAGCUGAACCCUCAGUUUCAUCCCUCCAUGGCUAGGAUCUCCCCCCAGUGUGUAAGUUCAUGAGACGUGGACUUGACAGGUCCCAUGUAAAAUGUCACAGCAAUGGGUCUGAGGGACAGUGGACUUGGCCUCCUGCUGAAAAAGUUUGCUGACCCCUCUAUUAAAAGGUUCCUUGAUCUAUGUGAUUCCACAGUAGAUCAGGCAUAGGCAAACUCGGCCCUCCAGAAGUUUUGGGACUACAACUCCCAUCACCCCUAGCUAACAGGACCAGUGGUUGGGGAUGAUGGGAGUUGUAGUCCCAAAACAUCUGGAGGGCCGAAUUUGCCUAUGCCUGCAGUAGAUUCUCAGGCCGUGUUUCUAUAUCUAUCUAUCUAUCUAUCUAUCUAUCUAUUUUUUAUUAAAUUUGUUUUACCAUUUAAAAUACUCAUUUUACAUCCUUAAGAUAUCAGUGACUUCCCUUCUCUUUCCAUGGGUCAUUUUACAGAUCAUAAAUCCCUGCAUAUUUUACAAAAACUAUACCAUUCAGUAUUCCAUUAUUGCAUUCAUCAAAACUUAUUUACCCUGUUGAUUUUAUCUUAAUGCUGCCAGAGUUUUCAGCUGUACACAAUUAUUUCCCAUAUAUUCUAUAAACGUUUUCCAAUCUUCUUUAAACAUAUGUUCUUCUCAGGCCGUGUUUCAUUCCAAAUGCCUUGAACCUUCUGUUAAGCUUCAUAGUAUUGUUUUUUUAAAAGCAGCAUUCAUAAUUGCAACGUAUUUUCCACUUGAUGCCUAAAGCAAUUUCAUCGCUAAAAAGCAACAAAAUGAAGAGGAUGGGGAAGAAAAUGCAUUAUGCCUGUCAGAGCCUAAGUGGUUAAAGUUGCUGGAGACAUUUCCUUCACAGAGUCUAUUUUAGACCUCUCACAUUAGUUUAAAACAAAAGCAAGCAAUGCGUCUUUUGCUUCUGAGGAUUCUCUUGCUAGCCAGGGUCUCAAGGUGACUUGUUUUGUGUAUUAAAAAAGAAGCGAAGCUGCUGAGUGCUGGUUUUUCAGUCACGCUUGCUGGCAGAGCUUUUUCCAUUUUGGCCCAUUGGGGAAGCACUGACAGUAACAAUUCAGAAUAUAAACCUGACCUUCUCCAACUGUGGCAUGUUCAUGCCCUACGAAGCUUCUGGAAGGGCAUCAAAGAAAUUGCAGGGCAGUUUCUGUGAUUAUAAAAAUGGCAGAAUCCUGCUUUUUAAAUUGCAAGUUGCUGCUGUGACCUGCUGUUCCCCCUUCAGGUAUUAAUUGAAAAAUGAAAAUAUUCAUAAAAGAAACAUCUGCAACAACUCGAAGACUAUGGUCCUGCAGCUGCUGGCAUUUUAGUGGGAUUUCAGUGUGCAGAACUGAGUGCAUGGUUGCCGUUUAGGCAUUGUACAAUUCGAAGUUUAACACUACUGUUAAUCUGUCUCUAUGAGUUGUAUAAACUUUUGCUUUCGAUCUCAUUUUAAAAGGGGGCUAUUCUCCAAAAUGAAAGCAUUAGAAACAGGAGGAGGGAGAAUAUUUGGAAAUGUUGCAUUGACUCUCAAAUGAAAGUGAUUACGAUAUUUAUUAUUUUAAUUGAAGGCCUAUAGGAAGAUCUCUUUUUCAGCUUCGUGUGUCAUAUAUUUAUAUAUUUAUGGUAGCUGAUAUUAUACCUCUGUUCACUGAGUCUCAGUGAAAAGAAAGCUGUACUGUGUUAAGUUCUUCACAGUCCAAAGGUACCUGCAUUCCUUUCACACACAUACUAUGUGGGUUAUCAGUCAUAUUUACCAUUAGCCAACACGCACCUUUAGACCACACACACCUAGGGUGUAACAGGAAGCAGGGUGGUUGCUUUUUCUCAGGUAUCAGGUUGCAAUAUUUGCUUUUCAUAAGAGAUGCAAAAUAUAUUGCUGCCUCUGGAGGAGACUGAAAUACCUGGAUGCAUGACUUGCAAUAAGUUGGAGUCCUUAAAAUAUAGUUACUGUCAGUUUGCCACCUCAGGGUGGGGGGCAAUCUCAUGUUGAGAGAAUAAACGGUCUACUUGUCACUGUCUUGGUGUGUAUGUAGGGAGAUCAAGUACCAUUGUAUUUACAGAACAGAAAAAACUUUGGGAUGUGUAGACCAUGGGCUGUUGACCUUUACACUGGCAUUCAUAAAUUGCAUGAAUCUGCUCAUAUUCCUCAGUUACCAUAGCCCUUUGGCUUUUGCAUCUUUGCAUGCUGCUGUUCAGCAAGUGGCAAAAUAGAAAAGCCUCUGUCUUUCAUAAAUGGUGGUAUAUUCCUUUUUCUUGUCUAUUUCCCUACGUAGAAGUUAUAUACCGGUAGCAGAUGGAACUCUUUAAAUUAUAUCUUCCAUUCCCUUCAUCCUUCAGAGGACUCAUCAGAGCAAUCUUUUAUCCAUGAAUUCAGACUGCUGCAGUGGCAGGCCUAAUUUAUAUGGAGCACUAGGCAAAAGUAUAAAACUGGUCCUACUGGAUGAAAAGAUGGGGUGUACACUGGUAAGCCCCACCUUCUCUCACACAUGCCCCUGUAUGCGCAUGGCCAAGCUGUCCCAUUUUCAUGGAGUAUUAAAACCUGUUUUAAAACUAUGCACUUGCAAAAUAACAACUAUGGAGCCCUGAGGCAGGCAUCUGUGUCUGAGGCUACGACAUGCCUUGUCUCAGCAUCCCAAAAAACCGGAAUGAAUUGUAGUGUAAUGAUUUCAUGCAGUGGGCUGUUUAAAGAAAUACAUGUUAAGAGCCAAAGGGAAUAUAUAAGCUGGUAGAGGCCUUUAUAGCUACAAGAAAAGCUUGAAAGAAUGGUCUACAUUUUAGAUGUGCUGAUGUACUAUUAAGUGUUAAGGAAAAUAUAUUUCUUUUGAGCAGAAUACCGACUAAUGCCUUACAAGUCUCAGCAAAGCUGCAGAAUAACUAGAAAUGGAGCCACGUGGCUGUAGCCCUCUCCUCACCUGAGCUGUCACCGGCCCAUGACAUCACAAUUUCACUUCCCAGCAAAAGGCUGCCUCUACAGCAGCAGGAAAUCUUGAGCAGGUGGUGAGGGAAGGCUCAAAAUACUAAAGUGUAUUACUUCUUAACAUUGAUUCUUCACUUCUUUUCUUUCUGCUUAAAUUUUGCACCAACACAGUCUUAAGGUUAAUAGCAAAAUGAUCGUGAAUUAUGACAAAUCCAGUUAUUCACCCAAGCUGGUAAGUACUGUACUGUAUGAGAAGAAUCAUAGCUGUUAACUGAACUCUAGUUUAGAUGGCGCUCAGUGGUGGAACCAGAUUUCUUAAAUCAGCAGUGCAGUGCUAAACAUAUCUCACUGAGUUGAGUGGGGCUUCCGAACUGGGUACAGUGGUACCUCGGGUUACAUACGCUUCAGGUGACAUACGCUUCAGGUUAGACUCCGCUAACCCAGAAAUAUUACCUUGGGUUAAGAACUUUGCUUCAGGAUGAGAACAGAAAUCGUGCUCCGGCGGUGCAGCAGCAGCAGGAGGCCCCAUUAGCUAAAGUGGUGCUUCAGGUUAAGAACAGUUUCAGGUUAAGAACGGACCUCCAGAACGAAUUAAGUACUUAACCCGAGGUAACACUGUAUAGGAUUGCAGUCUAAGAAUACAUGCCUUACCUUACUGACAUCAAAGGAUGCACAUUCUUUGAUAUAAAAAAAGCUGAAUCUGUGUCAGUAGACUACACUGCAAAUUACGCUGGACGUGAUUUGUGUUCAAGCUGCCCUAGUACUGGAAAGGUAUAGUUAAGGUUUGAUUUAUCUCUACAUGGAAGGCCUGUUCUCACUCUCUAGAACAGUAUGAAAGCUAGUUUAUAUGUAAGAAUUAUUCUGGACAGGGAUAUUUGUAGCAACCCUGGAACUGUAAUAGGAACCUUGAAAGUAUAAUGUAGCUGAUUAAUUUGGUUGAAACCCAGACAUUUCACUACUCUUGAUUCCCCAGACUUUGUUUCCUCCUGCUUCUCCUUUCACAGCACAUUACAUCUCUCACCUGGAUACUGCAUGAGGUGUUCUCAAUUUCUUCUUCUGCGUUUACUCAGUUCCGUACCAUCCUGAUGCUGUUUUCCAAAAUCCAUGCAUCUCAGUUCACUGUUUUCUUUUAUUUACCCAUCCCAGUUUCCCCCGCUAGUUUUGAAGUCUCCCCUUAACCAACCUACAAUGCAAAGGGUCUUCAGUCCCCAGUUCUUAUGACUUAAAAAAGAGAGUUUGAUACCUCUGUUCUAAUGUACACUUCAGAGCUUAAUAGACACCUGUCUCUUGACGACUGAUCAUUAAUUGUUUCAACUAUACAGAGCUCUUGGGACCUCACCUGCCCUUUCAGGUGUAAGUAGCCGGAUUAGCAACCAAGCCACUGUUUGCUGUGAUCUUAAUAGGGGACCAAAGAGUUCAUUUUAAUCAAGCAUUUCUGACAGAAGUUCAGAGUGCAGCUGGAAAGCACUUACAAUCCCCAGUGUUCAAAGUAUUUUAAGUCUGGAUUUUGAAAUCUAAAGUCCGAAAUAGUAGGUGCAAAUGUAGUGCCCCUGUGUGGUAGGUUUGAGGUCCUUUGCAAACGAUAACUAUUACUCACUGUCAAGGGAAAGAUGAUUCAUCUUGGUAGGAAUAACCUUGUUGUUUCCAGAUAUCAUUGCUGUUUAUCAUUCCUUGCAUCCUCUCCCUAAAGUGUGAUGGAAAGUACCCAUCAGUUUAAAGCACCACAUCCACGGGGAAGCUGAUUUAGGACAUCCUGCUUCUGGUUAAUCUCUCUUUCUCUGCUCUCACCCGUGGUUUUCUCCUCCCCACCAUCCUAGCCCUGGUCAAGGAUCCCUGCUUGUCAGUGCAGAUGAAAAUGCAGAGUGCUGUUGGAUGCAAAGUUAUUGCCUGUUUGGUUGAUGUGUCUUAGGAAUGAACUUGCUAAAUCUAACUGCACAGAUUGUGAGCUUCAGGAGUGUUAGAAUCAAUUUCUGGAAGAAGGACAGACCAUCCCCUCCUAACAUGCAGGAACUCAAGAGUCUGAUGCUGUGCAUAGCAAAGAGCAAGAUUCUGCCUGAAUCGCAAAAAUCUUGCCACACCUGCUUGCUAAAACAAGUUCUUUGUGCAUUCUUUGUACAGAAAGAUGGAAGAGGAGCUGACAGGAUUAUUCUGGGGACAUUGUUUUGGGCAUUAAAAAUAUUUCAGCUAAAAAAAGAUAAACUUUUAUAUAUUUCUUUUUAGUUCUUCGCCAAAAGAUAUGGACGAAGAGCAGCCUUUGUCUCCUUGCGAUCAGAAUCCUAAAGAAGCAGUACGGAAACGGCAAAAUUCUAGUCAAGGUUCCCGGGGCAGCGAUUCUUCCAGAACAUCCAGAAAAAGCUUCAGACUGGAUUAUAGGUUGGAGGAAGAUGUAACAAAAUCAAAGAGAGGUAAAGAUGGGAGGUUUAUCAACCCCUGGCCAACAUGGAAACCUCCCUCUUUCCCAAAUAUUAUGAAAUGGGCUCUUACGGAAAAGGACAACAGCAAGGUCCCAUCUUCAAAGCAGGUAAACAUUCUAUAGUUCUAUUCAUCUAGUUAUGUUUGAAGCACUCUCAAUACCACUUCAUGUAAAUUACAUGUUUACCAGUAAGUCAAAGAUUUUUGAAGUAUAUAUUACGUGCAGUGGUGUUGCGUGGGUUGCUGGUGCCCGUGGCGUGGCAAAUGUUGCAUCCCCCUGGUGGGCUGGGCAGCUGGGGUGGAGACGCGCGUUGGGGGGGCAAGUAAAUAAAUAAUGUGGUAAAUAGAUAAAUAAACUAUCUGUGCUUCCAGACUGUUGCUAUUUUCAGGUAGGAUUCAAUCACAUACUGGUAAAUUUAGGUUGUGCAAUUAUAGUUGACUGGGAUGUCUUGCACAAAAAGCCCACUUCCCCCCAAAAGCAGACUUUUCGUAACAGAAAAAUUACUGGAAAGUGUGGGAUAACACUGCCUUUGUCACGCCACCUAAUCAAAGCAUAACUUAAGAGCUCAUCAACAUUGCACCAUAGAGCCCAGAUAAAACAAAUUCUUUGGCAGCCUUGUACAUGGAUUGCCUGUCUACUAGUAGAUCUCUGAGGGAUUUGCAGUAGAUCAGCAAGGAUUCUGACUCUCAGUUGUUUAACAAUAGCAACUAAAAGGCUUUUCUCCUACAUUACCCUAGAACUGGGUUUGAUUUUUGAGUGACAAGACUGGGAGUAAUGAAUUCCUAGCCUUUGUAUAAGAAGGCAGAGUUGAGUUGCAGCUUCAAUUUUAUGCUGGUGGUGCAUAUGCAGUAAUUUUGUAGCAGUGCUGAAAAAGCACAGGAUGCUGCAUUUGCUGUAAAAUUCAUUAUUCUGAGAGUUUCAGUCUUCUUUUUCUAACACAGCACUUUUCUUGGUUUAUAUCAUUACAGAAGCAUUACACAUAAGCAAGCAUAGCUUUGCAAUAACAGACGUUUGCUAAGGUGGAUGAGCACGUAGUUAGGAGUGGGAUUUGAAUUCCUUGAGUAGUUACUUGCCCCUUCAUUCCAGCAAAACUAGAACGAAUAAUUCAGAGCAUUACAGAUGGAAGAAUAAUUUUCAAUUUUUGUAGCAGUGUGUACAUGCAUCCCUUGUGUAUCCUCUAAAGCCCUAAACAGUUCAGGCACGGUGUCCCUUUGAGACCGAUUCCCAUGUGUUCCGUUAUGAUACCUGAGAUCUACGGAGAACAUGUUUUUAAUUAGGCCUUCUCUGUCAGAUUCAGACAGAAAGGCGGUGCAGCAUUUUCAAUGACUACCCCCAAAUAUGACAGUGUCUCCUGCUGCAUAUUCACACAAAUUCACGUCUAAACUCCUUAGCAGAUGUCCCUGUCCUUGGCUAACCUUCGGAGACCAGCAUCAAAUUAGAAAAUAAUGGUGAAAUGUUGUUCUCUGCUACUGCAGAGAGCAGGGCUAGAUCUAAUAGGUUUAAAUUACAGAAGGAAAGACUUUGGUUGAAUAUGAGAAACUUUUUAAUGGAAAGAGCAGUUUGAGAAGUGGUGGGAGGGGGCUGCCCUUUGCUGCAGGUCUAUAAAGUCUUAAACGGCUCAAUACCGCAAGGAUUCCCAGAUUCUGUGAUCAUCAUCAGAGGCCCUUCUUUGUGUGCCUCCUCUGUGAGAGGUCUGGAGGAUAAGCGACACAAGAACAGGCCUUUUCUGUGGUGGCUCCUCACUUGUGGCAUGCUCUCCCCAGGGAGGCUUGCCUGGCACCUUCGUGACAUAUCUUUAGGCACCAGGAAAAAACAUUCCUCCUCUCCCAGGCCUUUGGCUAAUGAAACAAUCUAUGCCCUUUUAAACUGGGAGGUGGGGCGGUCUUGUUUCAUCAUCAUCAUCAUUUUAUUUGUAUGCCGCCUUUCCAUAGUUAAAACAAUGCUCAAGGCGGCUUACCACAUGACAAGAUUUACAUAAUUACCAACGUAACAAAAGUCAUAAACAAUAAAACACUUCAAAAAGUACACAACCAAAUGGAAAACAAUUUCCAUAUAAAUCAUAAAAUCUAAGACUAAAAAUACAGCAUUGAUAUAAAUCACAAUUUAAAAUGACAUACAUAAAAAAUAAAAGCAAUUAAAAACAAAAACGGAGUCCUCUCUGCCCAGCAGCAGCAGCACUCCUCCAUGGAGCCUAUUAGGCCCUGCCCCAAGCCAGGUGGAGAGAAGCAGGGCAGGGCCCUAUAAUAAAUAUUUUUUGUAUUUAUAUUGUAAACUGCCCUGUGAUCGUUAGAUGAAGGGCAAUAUAUAAUAAUAAUAAUAAUAAUAAUAAUAAUAAUAAUAAUAAUUUGGAAUGCCCUUUGUAUUUGGGAAAUGAUUUUCAUGUUUACUGUUAGUUGUUGGUCAUCUCUUUUCUAAAUGUUAUCUGUCAGUGUUAUCUGCAAGCAGAGUUGGACCUUCACCCUCCUAUAACACCUCCCUUAAUCCAAGCUGCAAGCAAAACUCGUUACCUUGAAAUACCAAGGGUGAUUCAUGCACAUAAACAGGGUUCCUUACGUACAACUCGUGCAGAUCUGCAUCAUACUAAUCUGAACUGGCUGGUAGUCUCGUAAUCUGGGGAACCAGGUUCGAUUCCCCGCUCCUCCACAUGCAGCUGCUGGGUGACCUUGGGCUAGUCACACUUCUUUGAAGUCUCUCAGCCCCACUCACCUCACAGAGUGUUUGUUGUGGGGGAGGAAGGGAAAGGAGAAUGCUAACCGCUUUGAGACUCCUUAAAGGGAGUGAAAGGUGGGAUAUCAAAUCCAAACUCUUCUUCUUCUUCUUCUAGAGCAGGCAUCCCCAACCUGCAGCCCUCCAGAUAUUUUGGCCUACAACUCCCAUGAUCCCUGGCUAACGGGACCAGGGGUCAGGGAUGAUGGGAAUUGUAGUCCAAAACAUCUGGAGGGCCGAAGGUUGGGGAUGCCUGGUGUAGAGUUAACAAGGCUUUCUGCCUCAAGGGUCCAAGGUGGAUGAAACACUUGCUGCUUGUAAGCCAGGUGUGCUUUCUAAUUUUGUGUCCUUGUUUUCUUUUGCUAGGAACUUGACAGAGAGCUUCCAGUACUGAAACCUUACUUUGUUCAAAACCCCGAACUAGCUGGAAAAACCGGAGCUGGUAUGCGAGUAACAUGGCUUGGACAUGCUUCUGUAAUGGUGGAAAUGGAUGAACUUACACUUCUUACUGACCCCAUCUUCAGCCAGCGGGCCUCUCCAGUGCAGUUUGGAGGACCUAAGCGUUUUAGAGGACCUCCGUGUACUGUAGAUCAACUCCCCAAAAUAGAUGCAGUGAUGAUCAGCCACACUCAUUACGACCACUUGGACUACCACUCCGUAAUAAAUUUAAAUAGUCGCUUUGGCAGUGACCUGAGAUGGUUUGUGCCCCUGGGUCUUUUAGACUGGAUGCAGAAAUGUGGCUGUGAGAAUGUUAUUGAGCUGGACUGGUGGGGAGAAAACUGUGUUCCUGGUCAUGACGCAGUUACAUUUGUUUUUACUCCUGCCCAACACUGGUCCAAGAGGACUGCAACAGAUGACAACAAAGUUCUCUGGGGAAGCUGGUCUGUCUUGGGGCCCUGGAAUAGGUUCUUUUUUGCAGGAGAUACUGGCUAUUGUGUUGCAUUUGAGGAGAUAGGGAAGCGAUUUGGACCUUUCGAUCUUGCAGCUAUUCCUAUUGGAGCAUAUGAACCAAGGUACGUAAGCCAAUAAACUGGAGCCUGUGACUCAAGAUACAAAACCAGUUGUAGUUUUAUAUACAGCACCAACAGUGUGUAAAACACAGGCAGUGUCAUAGCCACGUUGGCCUACCAUGCCAAAUCACUCCUGCUUCAUUCUCCUCUAGUGUGAGCAGUAACAACAAACCACAAACCUUGGCUAAUAGCUGUCAACUUUCCCCUUUUCUUGCGAGGAAUCCUAUUCGGAAUAAGGGAAUUUCCCUUAAAAAAAGGGAAACGUUGACAGCUAUGCCUUGGCUUAUCAUGACAGCUUCCUUCCUUCCUUCCUUCCUUCCUUCCUUCCUUCCUUCCUCAGCCGCAACUGUGAAGCCAAGAACAGUUGACUUAAGAUUUACAGUGGUACUUCAGGUUACAAACGCUUCGGGUUACAGAUGCUUCAGGUUACAGACUCCGCUAACCCGGAAGUAGUACCUCGAGUUAAGAACUUUGCUUCAGGAUGAGAACAGAAAUCGUGCAGCAGUGACGCGGUGGCAGCAGGAGGCCCCAUUAGCUAAAGUGGUACCUCAGGUUAAGAACAGUUUCAGGUUAAGAACGGACUUCUGGAACAAAUUAAGUUCUUAACCCAAGGUACCACUGUAUUUGGAGAGAAACAAACCAUGAGCACUGUUUUGAACAUCACAGAAAACCAAGGUUCUUGGUUUGUUACUUGCAUGAAGGAAGAAGGGCAGUGGGAGUGAUACAUGCUGCGGAUUUAUGUUAAGCCAUGGUUUAUGGCAUACAAUGUCACCUGAACGGGGCCAAUGAAAACUCACAGUCUUAAAGACAGGCAGGAGGAAAGGCUAGAUCUUAAUGGGCAAGGGGUAGGUGAAGAUUGGCUGCUGGUUUUGUAUUACAGGAAAACUAAAUGUGAUUGAGAUGCCUUGUGGAAGAUGGGAAAUUAGAAUGAUUGAGAUGCAGCUUAACAGAUAAAUGAGCAAUCUCUUUUAGCAAUAUGGGAGAAGGGAACCAAGUGGGCCAGUAAGAGGAAAAGCUAUGCAACAGAUUGAGAAGGGCAGUAAGGGAGCCUUAACUUGGCCAGUGCAUGUCUGUGUAACUGGCAAGGAAAAAUGCUCUUCCCCUCUUUGGUAGGUGGUUUAUGAAAUACCAGCAUGUGGACCCUGAAGAAGCAGUAAGGAUUCAUAUUGAUGUACAAGCAAAGAAGUCUGUUGGAAUUCACUGGGGAACCUUUGCUUUAGCAAAUGAGGUAGGUGUGAACUAACCAUUUGUGCAGCUGCGGAUGUCCAUUCAAAAUAGUAGCAUCUAGAACUGCCUGUUCCAACCUGAUAGCAGAAAUAUCCUUUCUUCUGACUGAAAACAGAAAGUAUCAUUCACUUACAUCCCGGAGUUUUAGUGUAUGGGAGAACUGCACAUCCUGUGUUUUUGUGCUGUGUCCCCUGAUUGGAAGGAACAUUAUCUCAAGAAGAAUUGCAGUAGGCAGCAUCCUCUGAGGAAAGAUAAUUCUACUGCGUCUCUGUAUCAGGUGUGAUUAAGUGAUCUAAUUACAUCUGAUGCAAAGAGGCAGCAGAAUUACCUGCCCUCCGUGGAGACUUAAUUGGAAGGAGGCAAGGACAGAAUAGUGGGCUGUUUCCGCUGCAGGUGUGUAAUUUUGAAUGGAGAUUUAGUUUGAAUGGAUUUUUGGUAUAGGAGCUCCAACUAACUUAACUAUAUAUAAAAAAGAAGUCAUGUAGUGUUAUAUUUUUUUCUUAUGGACCAUUAGCAGUUUUCAAGGUGUUUCAAAUGCUUCAAAGAAAAUGGCCUCUGAUUUUAGUAUUAUUUUAUAGGCUGUCAAUUUUAGUUCUGAAGAUAGUCGAUUCUCUCUACAACGAAUUGUGUAUUGUCAAAGCUAGUUUUUCCCCCUCAGUUUUUAGUUUGACUUAAAUUUUGCUUAGUAGUAAGUCUGAAUGUCUUACAGAUACUCUGAAGCAAACUACUAAAGAAAGAAUGACAAGGGUGCUUUAAGAGAUUGUGUACAGCUUAGUUGCUCUGUCUUUAUAUACUGAAUUAAUAGUUGCUUUGUGUUAGAGUGACAAAAUCAUUGGAGGCAAUUUCACUUGGUAUGAAACUGGUUUCCUGAAUGUGUAACAAAAUCAUAUCUUAUCAGUAUGCAUAUCAUAUUAUAUCAGCAUACAUAUGUGCCAGUACCCCAACGUUCUUUGACAUUCUAGCAUAAUGAAGAAACUAACCCCCAGCCACCCAGAGAAACCCAGCUAGAUAUGUGAGGUAUAAAUGAUAAAAUUAUUAUUAUUAUUAUUAUUAUUAUUAUUAUUAUUAUUAUUAUUAUUUACUGGCCAACAACACAGGAUGAUGCUCUGCAGAUGAAGGGGCUGAGCAUAUAAGACCGUGGUUGAUUCUUAAAACUGGAAUUAGAAUCAGAAAUCAUUAAUGUUUAUGAAAUCCCUAAACUUUCUGGUAGGUGCUUGAGAAGGAUUCUGAACCCCACAGAUCCUCCACAUUUCAUGCCCUGCUAAGUACAGAGAUUCAGAAUGUAAACUAGUUCUGCUGGAAAAUUUAUAUGUUAAAAAAUUAAAAGGAUGGCCGGUAAGGACACUAUUUAAACAUUUACUGUCAAAAGGUGGCGUGCACAACUGGAGAGGUAUCUCCGUCAUAAAAUUUAUGAUUUGGCCACUGGACUUUGAUAAGUCAGUUGUACCAGCCCAAGGGUUUCGUAGAAUGUAGGCAUUGUUUAAUCCUCUCUGCCACAGUUCUUUUCAUUUACAAGUUUGCAGCAAGUAAACAUAUUUUGAUACAGUGGUACCUCGGGUUACAGACGCUUCAGGUUAUAGACUCCGCUAACCCAGAAAUAUUACCUUGGGUUAAGAACUUUGCUUCAGGAUGAGAACAGAAAUCACACGGUGGCGGUGCGGCGGCAGCGGGAGGCCCCAUUAGCUAAAGUGGUACCUCAGGUUAAGAACGGACCUCCAGAACGAAUUAAGUUCUUAACCCGAGGUACCACUGUAUGUUCUUUCAUACUGGUGUUUGAGCUAUUCUUGAAUUUACCAUGACUACAGUUCUCAGUCUGCAGUUGCUACUUAUUAGAUAACUAAGAAUAAUACUUUCCAAAUGUGGAAAACUAAUAACACAUUGUGUUGAGUUAGACUGUUUCUAAGGCGUUUCCCUAUCCUGCCUUCAGUCCUUUAACUGGAGACUGAAACUGGACCUGAUGCAGAGCAUAUUCAUCCUAAGAACGAGAGCCCUGGCUGGAUAAGACUAAAGGCCCUAUAUGCCUAUGGGGAAGCUCACAAGUAGGGCACGAGCUCUGUAAUGCCCUUCUUUUCAUGUUUCCCAGUAACUGGUAUGGAGAAGCAUACUCCUGACUCAUCACUGAGCUGUGGCCCCAUGGUUUUCUAUUAUUUUUUAGGAAUAUCUGCCUUUGUUGAGCACUUCAUACUUUCCCAUAAACGGGAAAGAUUGUGCUCACAAUCCAAUGCAUGUGAUCAUUCACCGGCAAGAACCGAGGUUACAAAUUGGUUCUGAUGUGUGCAAACAACUGCUCUCAUGAACAGUUGUAAUAUCUAAGAAGUUUAGUCAUGGAAAACAUAGCUUUUGUAAGCAGUGUGCAGUCCCAGAGUGCUCAGUCUGGACAAGUUACCACAGCUGCACAGAGCAGUUGAUUCAUCCUGAAAUAGCAGGAUCAGUUCAAUAACACGUGUUGCCACAAAUACAAGGUAUGCUUCAAGGGGGUAACCCCAUUCAGAGCUUAACAAGGACUUCAGAAGGAAAAAAGAAAAGUCUUAUUGGAUUUCAGUGGAACCAGAAUUCCCCUUAAGUUUGCAAGACUAAAGUAGUCAUACCUAUGAAGCUGUUUCACAACAGGCUUAUCCCGUCCUGACUGCUUGUUUUCUCCACAGUAUUACUUGGACCCUCCUGCUAAACUGAUGGAAGCUCUAGACAGAUACGGACUGAAAACUGAAGAUUUCUUUGUCUUAAAGCAUGGUGAAUCACGAGACUUAAAUAUUAACGAGGAUGGAUUUGAAUAAAAAUGGGGGGGGGAAAACGGAUUUCUUAUUAAUUGUAUCUGGGGGUGGGGGAAGCAAUUAAGGUUGAUACCUUUUUGUAAAAUUUUGAACAGGAUUUUUAAGAUUUCAGGAGUUUGCAUACCAGCCUUACAAAAUUGCAAGUUUUUAAUAAAUGAAUGAAAUAGCACUUGAUAGCAUUAACUUAGCUGCACAUGCCGUGUACAUAAGGAGUUAAUUGCAUUGCCCGUGAAGUCAUUUCACCUCUUUAAAACCAGUGCAGGUCACCUGCUAGAGAUUAACUAGGCCACAAUCCAUAAGACCCAAGAGGACCUGUGAACUCAAGGCUUUCUUGACAUAGCAACCCUCCCUCCCUCACUGAACUGCUAAGUGCUUUAACCCUCCCUUUCUAAAAAUCGGAUUUCUGGUUUAAAAAGUGGGGGAUUACACUGAAAAACAAGGCCUACAUACACAUGAAGAUUUGGAGCACAGAGAGUGUAACCUUAUGUUGGAUAAAGUGCUUAUGUAUAGAAUUCUGCAUGCAUUUGACUGCAAGUCUGUUAUAGUAAAAUCUCCCAUGGCAAUGGCCUUCAGGCCAGGGGCUCAUAUGCACACUCGUUUACCAUAUGCAUUGCUGUGCUUGUGGGACCCCUUCCUGCCUUGGAGUGGGGUGGGAAGAGCACAGUUAAGGCACUCCAUCAUUUCCACCAAUGAUCUGAUCAACAGGAAUUGGGUGGAAUUAGAAAACUGCAGAUAGGUUUUCCUGAAAAUGAUGGUAUGUGUGGAUUCAUAUACCUGGAAGGUCUUGCUGAAAUACCAUUAAUUUUUGGCAGGUGAUUAGGAUCAAAACCUUCAUUUGCAUACAUCCCACCAUCCUGUGAAACAGACACACUUUCUAAUCUUUAGCAUCCUUACUCAGAUGCCAAGCCUGCAGUGAUAGAACCAGUAUGCAUGUUUCAGAUUGCAUAUUUUUAAGCAGAAUCCUAACCAUGUCUACUCAGAAUCAAGUCCUAUUGAAUUCAAUGGGACUUCCUUCCUCAUAAGUGGGAUUAGGAGCACAGCCUUAGCUACUAUUGUUUAACAUCAGAAAGGGCUUGGGUUGUUUUUGGAUUAGGCUGAAAUCUGAAAUGAUCUAGUUCAGGGGAGUCCAGCAUGCAUCCUGAGGGCUGCAUGUGUCCCUUGAGGCCUUUUUAGUGGCCAUCAGCAACAUUUGAUGCUCCCCCCUGCAGCCCUUGCGCUGCCUUCCCAAAGCCAGGUAAGUGAGGCACUGGGCUUUGGGAAGGAGGUGUGAGGGCUCUGACUGGGUCCCAGAAUCCUCCCUCCUCCUUCCCCAGGCAUAGUUAGCGCUUUCCCAGCUUUGGGAAGAAGGUGGGAGUUCUAGGACCCUGUCAGGGCCUCAUGCCUCCUUCCCAAAGCCUUGCACCUUUCUUAUUGGCUGUAGAAAGGCAGCAAUGAGAGGGUGUCAUGGGGACCAAAUUUUGGCCUGUGCAAUAAGGUAGCGUGUGGCCUGCGGGUUCCGUCUCAAAGUACUCUUGCAGCCCACUUGGUGUAAAAUGUUGGGUUGUGCUGAUCUACUUAAAGAUCCUGAAACUACCCUGAUGGAAGUGGUUUUGAGUUUUACAACCAAUACAGUAGCCACAUGGAAAAUGUUUUUGAGUACUGCAGCAUUAGUGUGAAUAGUCCCAGCCCAUUAUCUCCCUUGAGCAGAAUGAUCACUUAGAGAAUGUGCCCUGUGCCUUCGUAGCUGUUGGAAAUUAAGAGGAUUUUUGAUGGUGUCUUCCAACACAACUAGUUGCUAAAAGCACAUUUUGAACAAAACACUGACUUUACUGAAUGCUUGUACAUUUUCAAUUGCAAAUGUAAGAGCCAAGUUUUGAAAUUAUAAAAUGUGCCUUUUCAAAGAGUUCUAACUACAAAAAAAUGCCUAUUUAUGUUGCUGCUGGCCAGAAUCUCUGUACACUUUGCAUUGUGUUGUCACUGUGAAAUUGUUCUAGCACAGGCCUGAACACUUCUUGUUUUGAGAAUAAGCAAGCUGCAUGUAACUGGAACCGUUUGUUCUCUGAAAUCUUUAUUCAGCUUGUUUUGUUUGUUCUUGCUCCCUGCCGCCUACUGUGGGUUUCAAAUGAAUUGGUUUGUCAGAAUGAUGUGGAAAAACAUAUACAAAUUGCUUAUAAAAUUUUAAAAGCAUGAUAUUAAUUUGUUCAACAUUGUAAAAAAUGGCCAAUUAUACAUGUGUCAAACUAGUAAAACUAAUUUACAAAAUAAAGAUUUCUCUUGCUC